GUUCAGGUCAUUCCUUUUCAACAUCUCGAACUGAACACAUCGCUCCAGUAAAAUAAAAAGGAAAUGAAAAAUUAAUCCAAAUUCUAAAUUUUAGUUGAGGCCAAACACAACUAUUUUCCCAGCAGCAAAAACCAAAAUAAAAACUUCAAAAAUAUCAACAAUAUCUGGAGAAGCCGUUGGCCCUAACCGAAACUAAGCCUUCAACAUGGUUCUGAUGCUCGUGUGCUCCUUCGAUCCCUUCUACAUUGGACCCUGCCCUCCCGGCUGCUUGGCGCCUCUGAAGGGUGGAUGCUGCUCUCCGUGCUGUGGCCCUUCCUGUGGACCUUGCUGCGGGCCUUGCGGCCCCUGUGGUUGCUGCAGCUCUUGCCCCUGCGGAUGGUAGGGCGUCGAUUGGAAAUAAUUUGGCGGAAACGUUGUGAUGAGUAAGGAGCUAUUUCAUCCUUCCGUAUGCCGACUACAAUAUGAGACUACCACGUUGUGAAAGCUGUACUCGUUGCUGCUGGGGAGAUCAGUUGCUGUUGAAUCUCGUCCCUUGGCCUAGGAACACUCACACCAGUUUCCUCAUCCAAAACCAUUUAGAGCAGACUGUUUCGAAAUAAAGUGAAUAUAAAA
Molecule: messenger RNA, 612 nt
Organism: Drosophila bipectinata
Lineage: Eukaryota; Metazoa; Arthropoda; Insecta; Diptera; Drosophilidae
Product: male-specific sperm protein Mst84Dd
Source: RefSeq, a predicted model, not a curated record